AGAGUUGUAGAUGAUAUCUAGAGCUGUUUAGGGUUACAUUAGGUAUCCUUUACAGAGAUAGUAUUGAAUCAUAAUUUAACCAAGAAAUAGAUGAUGAUAAAAACAUACCUUUAUCAGACAGGAGUGAUAUUAUGACUGCUCCAAAUGUGCUUCUGUUUCCAGAGCAAAACCCUGACCUACAAAUUCAGUGAAUUAUCCAAGUCUACUAUCCAGGUCAAGAACCAAGAAGGAGAGGCAGGAGUAUUCACAUUUGACUUCCUUUCUGAUAUGACAACUCAUCCCAAGAUAAUUGACCAAGGAGUGCAUUUCACUCAGGGAGGAGAAUACUUGGAUAUUGACGGGCCAUUAUUCGAAUAUGAGGACUUCUGUUCUAUAGAGACGUGGGUCUUCAUUCGGAAGCUAAACUCAGCCACUUUUGUCAAUAUGAAUAUCACACAAAUUGUGGCAGGCUCAAGUCCAGUCAUCCAGCGUGCGAAAUUUGUGUUCCUCUUAAGUAAGUUCUAGAAAAUUUGAGAAUCAUUCAGAAGUCCUCAGAUUCAUCUUUAAAUUUUAUUUCUUG
Moneuplotes crassus is the source of this 559-nucleotide messenger RNA. The record is from the annotation of a GenBank genome assembly. Lineage: Eukaryota; Ciliophora; Spirotrichea; Euplotida; Euplotidae.